Molecule: messenger RNA, 258 nt
Organism: Oikopleura dioica
Lineage: Eukaryota; Metazoa; Chordata; Appendicularia; Copelata; Oikopleuridae
Source: the annotation of a GenBank genome assembly
AUGUCAUCCACCGAUGAGCUCGCCAAGUUCAAUUCACUUACCAAAGAAGAGCGACUAAUGUCGUCCACGCGAAUCCGCGCCAAAUAUCCGCAAAAAGUGCCGAUCGUUCUUCACCGCAGCGCUGGAAAUACCGCCGUUCCAGAGCUCAAUCGUUUCCGAUAUUUGGUGCCUUCGGACUUGCGCGUCUCUGAGCUCAUCACAGUGAUCCGACGAAACAUCAAAGACCCAAAGUUCGACGAGUCAAAAGCGCUCUUUUGA